ACACUAGUCAUGGCGAUCGCUUUACGUCACUUCCUUCCGCGUCCGGAAGUGUGGCGUCUUACGAGUAUGGCGGCUUCGAAGGUGAAGCAGGACAUGCCUCCUCCCGGGGGCUAUGGCCCCAUCGACUACAAGAGGAACCUGCCCCGUCGAGGAUUGUCUGGCUAUAGCAUGCUGGCCAUAGGUAUCGGGACCUUGUUCUAUGGGUACUGGAGCAUGAUGAAGUGGAAUCGAGAACGCAGGCGCCUGCUGAUUGAGGACUUGGAGGCCCGCAUUGCCCUGAUGCCACUGUUCCUGGCAGAGAAGGACCGGAGGAUCUUGCAGAUACUUCGGGAGAACCUGGAGGAGGAAGCCAUCAUCAUGAAAGAUGUACCUGAUUGGAAGGUGGGUGAAUCAGUGUUCCACACAACACGCUGGGUGUCGCCCCUUGUACAGGAGCUGUACGUGCUGCGCCCCACCGAGGAGCUUGUCAAUGCCAACUAUGGCUACGUGUGCUACACAUAGGACCUGUGCCCUCAGCUUCCUGGAUACCGACCAUCCCCACUUAGAGAGAAUAAACACUCUGGAGACCUUG
Messenger RNA from Otolemur garnettii (small-eared galago), 571 nucleotides. RefSeq names its product NADH:ubiquinone oxidoreductase subunit A13 (gene NDUFA13). The record is from RefSeq and is a predicted model, not a curated record. NCBI's taxonomy places the organism in Eukaryota, Metazoa, Chordata, Mammalia, Primates, Galagidae. The transcript has 5 exons. The coding region runs from base 10 to 501 and encodes 163 amino acids.